Messenger RNA from Drosophila virilis, 4943 nucleotides. RefSeq names its product MAP4K3-like protein hppy (gene hppy). Gene Ontology annotation, cellular component: cytoplasm. The record is from RefSeq and is a predicted model, not a curated record. Gene Ontology annotation, molecular function: MAP kinase kinase kinase kinase activity; ATP binding. Gene Ontology annotation, biological process: protein phosphorylation; intracellular signal transduction. NCBI's taxonomy places the organism in Eukaryota, Metazoa, Arthropoda, Insecta, Diptera, Drosophilidae.
UGCCAGUUGAGUACAAAAAACCUGGUUAAAACAUGUAGGUGCGCGCAUUGUAUUUGUAUUUGUUCUUGCGCUGCACUCGUCGGUCGGUUGGUCGCGUGUGUUAUAUAUAUAUGUGUGUGUGUGUGCGUGUUUUUAUAGUGCGUAAAAAUUAUUCAUAAAAUAGAUUAAAAAAAAAAAAUCAAUUCUAUAAAUACGCAAAUAGUUAACGUUACGCAACUUUGCAAAUAAAUUGCUUAAAAUUUAACUUCCAAGAAGUUUUCCAAUAUUUGAGCGGUGCCAACGGCCCUCAACAACAAUGCAACAAUUUAAUCAAAUUUACGAUAUUUGAAACUGACACAAAACAGCGGCCAGAAUAUUUAACAGCAGCAGCAGCAGCAGCAGCAGCGGUAGCAGCCGCGAAAAGAACAACAAAACAAUAGAAAGAGCAGAGCCCAGCAAAAUACAAUAGGCAGGCAGAGCCGCUUAGUAAAUUCGCUCUCGUCAUGGCCGCUUCUCACAGUCACCACAACGCCAACUUGCUCAGCUCGGACAUAUCCCGGCGCAAUCCGCAGGAUGAAUACGAGCUCAUACAGAAAAUUGGCUCUGGCACCUAUGGCGACGUUUACAAGGCGAAACGGAUACAGAGCAAUGAGCUGGCCGCAAUAAAAGUCAUCAAACUGGAGCCCUCCGAUGACAUACAGAUCAUCCAGCAGGAGAUCUUUAUGAUGCGCGACUGCAGGCACCCCAACAUAAUUGCCUACUAUGGCUCCUAUCUGCGACGCGACAAGCUGUGGAUCUGCAUGGAGUUUUGUGGCGGCGGCAGCCUUCAGGACAUCUACCAGGUGACCGGCCCCCUAACCGAAGUCCAGAUCGCGUACAUGUGCCGCGAGACGCUAAAGGGCCUGGAGUAUCUGCACUCCAUGGGCAAAAUGCAUCGCGACAUCAAAGGCGCCAACAUUCUGUUAACCGAAUACGGCGACGUAAAGCUGGCUGACUUUGGGGUCUCGGCGCAGAUAACGGCCACCAUCAACAAGCGCAAGAGUUUCAUAGGCACCCCCUACUGGAUGGCGCCCGAGGUGGCCGCCGUGGAGCGCAAGGGUGGCUACAAUCAACUCUGUGAUAUUUGGGCCUGCGGCAUUACGGCAAUUGAACUGGCUGAGCUGCAGCCGCCCAUGUUCGAUUUGCAUCCAAUGCGCGCCCUGUUCCUGAUGUCAAAGAGCGGUUUCAAGCCGCCGACACUGAGUAACAAAGACAAGUGGAGCCCAACGUUUCACAACUUCAUCAAGACCGCACUGACAAAGAAUCCAAAGAAGCGCCCAACCGCCGAGCGGCUGCUGCAACAUCCUUUUGUUCAGAGCGAAAUGCCGCUGCGUGUCGCCAAGGAGCUACUCCAGAAGUACCAGAGCCCGAAUCAGCAAUACUACUAUCUUGAUGGCGACGAGGAGACGGUAGCCGGCGUACCGCAGCGCAUUGCCAGCAAGAUGACGUCGCGUGCCAAUGGGGUUCCGGCGCAGAACCACACGCUCAAGACAGGCAUGGCGGCAAAUUCGACGUGGUACGAGCGAUCUUCUAGUCCUGAGACGUUGCCCAGCGACAUGAGCCUCUUACAAUAUAUUGAUGAGGAACUAAAGUUAAGAGCAACUUUGCCAUUGAAUGACACCAAAGAUUCGGCACUUAGUGCCGAGUGCAGCUGCUCCAACAAUUGCGUCGCUGGAGGCGGCAUCGUCAGCGGGGGCGGUGCAUCGACAAAUGGGGGCUACAGCGGGGCUGGCGCGGGCAGCAGCAACAGCAGCGCCGGCGGCAUCAUUAGCGGCGGUGGCGGUAGCGGAACCAGUGGAGGCCAUCAUUACCACCACCAUCAACAUCAUCAUCAGCAGCAGCAUCAUCAUCAUCAUCACUCCUCGGUCACGGGCAGCGGCACAGGCACCGGCACCGGCAUAGCCAAUGUCGUCAUAGCCACUCAGCACAACCACCACAACCACAACCAGAACCACCAGCACCACCAUCACCAGCUUAACCAGCAGCAAUCAACCACCGCACUGACCACAUCCAGCACCAGCAGCGCCUUGGCCUCCAAUUUGAAUUCGAAUCUGAAUCCCAUGAGCAUCUCCGCCUCGCUGGUCUCCAUGCCGGGCCUAAGCGCCUAUCUGGGCCUCUCCAAUUUACGCACCACCAGCAUUGGCGAUGGCGAUGGCGAUAACGACAUCAAUCUAGACGUCGACAUUGCCAUGAAUAAUGCGACUCCUAGUGGCGGUCCGAUGGCGUCUUCUGGGUCGUCUGCUGCUGCUGCUGCUGCUGCUGCUGGCGCCGCCGGCGGCUGUGCCUCUGGGUCGGCAUCAACUUCAGGCGCUGGUUGCUCCGCCUCCGCUGCGCACUAUCUGCGCAAUAGCAGCAACUAUCGCUCGGCGGCGGCUGCGGUAUCUUCAGCCGCGUCUCAUGGUGGCGACAUCCAUGGGCUUGGGUUGCUUUCAUCGCUCGCAUCCGGCAGCACAUCAGCAGCAGCGUCAUCCGCAUCCUUUUAUAAUCGCCUCCUACUACUCGAUAAUUCCAGCGGCGAUGCAGUCGGCGGCAGUGGCGGCAGUGGCGGAGGCGGCGGCGGCGGCAAAGGCAGCAAUGGCCUGGACAGGCACGAGGCGAUUGCCACGCCCCCGGCUAGCACACAGUCAGCAGGCGAUGGCUUCUUGCAUUCCAACAGCGCUUCAACCAGCUCAGCGGCGGCGGUAGCUGCUGCGGCUGCAGCUGCAUCGUUAUCUGGCGCCGGCGUCACAGCCAGCAGCUCGACGCAUGUUUACCAGAAUCUGCUGCGUAGCGGCAGUGAAGUCCUAGAGUCAUCCCAGACGGACGCGACCGGCAGCGAGAACAGCAACUGUGAUUACCGAAGCGAGAGCAACCAGAAUGGAGUAGAGGACUCGCCGCGACGCCACAGCUCCAUGGAUCAGCUUAUCGGUCUGCUCAAUGACAUGGGCAAGACGUCGCGCACGCGCAGCCUCAGCGACGGCGGUGCCCAGGACGAUGACGAGGUCGAGAAAGAGGCGCAGCCGGAUCUGCUGAAUAAUACGCCACCUGUGCCGCCAAAGCGUUCGCAUCGCCGACGGCAUACGCCGCCGAGGCCCAUCUCGAAUGGGCUGCCACCGACGCCCAAGGUGCACAUGGGCGCUUGCUUUUCCAAAAUCUUUAACGGCUGCCCGUUGCGCGUGCACUGCACCGCCUCGUGGAUACAUCCUGAGACACGGGAUCAGCAUUUGCUGAUUGGAGCCGAGGAGGGCAUCUACAACCUGAACAUGAACGAGCUGCACGACGCGGCCAUUGAUCAGCUCUUCCCGCGCCGCACCACCUGGCUAUAUGUGAUCAAAGACGUGCUAAUGAGCCUUUCCGGCAAAUCCUGCCAGCUGUAUCGGCACGAUCUAGUCGCACUGCACUCCAAGCAGACGGUGCGCUUCUCGCUGCACAUGAACAAGAUACCGGAGAGGCUUGUGCCGCGGAAAUUCGCGCUCACCACCAAAGUGCCCGACACGAAGGGCUGCACCCAGUGCUGCGUCACCCGGAAUCCGUACAACGGAUACAAGUAUCUGUGCGGUGCGACGCCCAGCGGAAUCUUCCUGAUGCAGUGGUAUGAUCCGCUCAACAAGUUUAUGCUGCUGAAGCAGUGCGAGUGGCCGGCCAUCAGCAUCCUAGGCGGCGGCCAUGGUUGCGUUCAAAACGGACAUACGCCCGUAUUUGAAAUGAUCAUCACGCCCGAGCUGGAGUAUCCGAUUGUCUGCACGGGCGUUCGAAAGGCCCUCAACGGCUGCCUCAAGUUGGAGCUGAUCAACAUGAACAGUGCCAGCUGGUUCCACUCGGAGGACUUGGAGUAUGAUGCCAUGGCCACAAUGGUGCCUCGCCGUGAUCUCUUGAAGGUGGUGCGCGUUCAUCAGGUAGAGAAGGAUGCAAUUCUUGUCUGCUAUGGCAAUGUGAUGCAGGUGGUCACCCUGCAGGGCAAUCCCAAGCAGCACAAAAAGAUGGUUGCCCAACUCAAUUUCGACUUUAACGUGGACAGUAUUGUUUGUCUACCGGACAGUGUAUUAGCAUUCCACAAGCACGGCAUGCAGGGCAAGUCUCUGCGCAAUGGCGAAGUGACGCAAGAGAUCAAGGACAUGAGUCGAACCUAUCGGUUGCUGGGCAGCGAUAAGGUCGUCGCCUUGGAGAGUCAACUACUGCGCACCGGCUCGCUGGGCAGCGAGGAGGGGCACGAUCUGUACAUCUUAGCCGGUCACGAGGCCAGUUACUAGGCGGCGCUACUUGUUAUUUUAUAAAUAUAAAUACACAUAUGAUACAAGAUUCACACACACACAAUAAAUUUGAGAUGCAAGCGAGCAGCUGUCGUCGGGCGGCGUCAACUACUAAUUGUAAUUGAAUUACUCGUAGGCCGUAAGCUAAAUUAAAUACAAAUCAAGCAUAGGAAACUACAAUUUUGAGGGCUACUUAGAGCGCAUUUAAUUCUAAAACGAGAUUCUUGAGUCUCCCCCCACCCCCAUUUUUUCCAUUCUUUGCCAAAAUCUCUAGGAAUGUAGUUAAAUGUAUUAAACGAGUUAAGCCGCACAGUCAGUCUACCCUGUUCCGUUGUAAUUAUAUUUUUGUAUUACAAAGAGAUAAAAACAGAAAUGCUUUAAAUUGUAUGCCUAACUUUAUUGGUAUUUUGCAUAACAAUUCAUUUUAGAGAGAGAGUAAACAAAAUUUGUGUAACGAACACAAAGCAAAAAAAUUUAGUUUAUAGUUUCGAGAGAUCCGGAAAAGAAGAUUGAAGCAGCUAAAGAGUCAAAGUUGGCAAGUUGAGGUAAGGCGCGUAAUUAUUGUCGUAAUAUUACUGAAAAUUUAACAGAAAUUGCAUAGGUUUUAGCCAUUGUAAAUCGCAAGUGUUUUGUAGUUGGUAAUGUAAAGCGAAACUGCAUUAAAAAGUCGUCUAACAACCGACAAGAAAAGUCUAA